ACCGUUUCUGCAAUAUUCAUUACACCAACCUCAAACCACCCCCACCCAUCCCUUCUGUCUGGUGGAUAGUAUUUUUGUUAUCUUUCAGAUAAUAUAUGGAGCUGGGCUUAAGCUUAGGUGACAAGUCAUGUAAAAAGUUUCAUGGGAUUACUACAAAAAUCCCAGCUGCAGCCCCUACUUUCCCUUCCGCCGCCGACAGUUGUAGUGUAGGAUUCUGCAUGGCCUUAACGAUCAACGCAAUAUAUGGAACUAAUAAAAAACGAGCUAACGAUGAUAGCAACAAAAAAAACGAUCAAACUACUUUCGAAGAUCUAGAGGGUUUGAAAGAAAGCCCAAGAAUCAAAGCAAUAAUUGAUGGUAGAGAAAAAGUCUUGCAACUGAACCCUCCUCUUCAGCUUGAUCUUCUUCCUGUCCCUGAUCAUACCCUUGUUAAUCGUCAUGCUCCAUCAUUACCAUGGUCUUCUGAUAAUGGGAGUUCCCAUGGGGGUUCAUCCGAGAAUCUCCUUGCCGCUACAGGAUUUGAUGUCAAGAGUACCCCACCGGCAACCAUGGGGACAGAAGAGGCAACGUCAUCUCUCCGGCUGGAUUUUUACAGUUCUAGAAGGUUUAAAGACCAUUCUAUUCUAAAUCAUAGACAGAAGCUUGAACUAGCAAGACAACUUAAUCUCAGCCCACGACAAGUCGAAGUCUGGUUUCAAAACAGAAGAGCAAGGACGAAACUGAAGCAAACAGAAAUGGAUUAUGAAUACUUAAAAAACUGCUGUGAGACAUUAACGGGAGAAAAUAGAAGAUUACACAAGGAACUUCAAGAAUUGAGGGCGUUAAAGACCACUACAAACUCAUUCAAUCUGCAACUCCCACCUACCACCCUCACCAUGUGUCAUUCUUGUGAGGUUGUGGCUGCUACCACAUACACCAUCACCCCAGCUUCUCCAAGUACUAAGUUCCUCAACACCCCACUGUCAGACAACUCCAGUCACUAGCCUGAACCAGUUUCCGGAAUGAAGGUGAGAGAAAUCAGAAGCCGAGCACUAAACAAGAUUAAAACAUCGACUAGCAAGAAGUUAUGGGAAAACAAAAAAGUAACCUACAUGAUAAAGGGAAGCAAUAACACAGUCUAGCCAACUUAAUCCGCAACAAACCCUUUUGUAAUGGGAAGCAAUAACACCAGUCUAGCCAACUUAAUCCGCAACAAACCCUUUUGUAAUGGGUGUUGCCAAAAGAACCCCAUGAAUGUACGGAGGUCAACCACACAUACGAGGUUCACUUUAUAUACUAAGAUCAUCUUCAAU
This is a messenger RNA of Lactuca virosa, 1292 nucleotides long. NCBI's taxonomy places the organism in Eukaryota, Viridiplantae, Streptophyta, Magnoliopsida, Asterales, Asteraceae. The record is from the annotation of a GenBank genome assembly.